UUCUAAUUCUAGAUAAAACCCCUCUCCUUCAACUUCAACGUCGAACCCCUUUCCGACCAAGGAAUCGAAGAGCAGCAGCCAUGAACGCCCCCGAUCGAUACGAGCGAUUCGUCGUACCGGAAGGCACAAAGAAGGUCUCGUACGAGAGGGACACCAAGAUCGUCAACGCCGCCUCCUUCACCAUUGAACGAGAGGAUCAUACUAUUGGAAACAUACUUCGGAUGCAGCUGCAUAGGGAUCCGAAUGUACUUUUCGCGGGGUACAAGCUUCCUCAUCCUCUCCAGUAUAAGAUCUUAGUGAGGAUCCACACUACAAGCCAGUCUUCGCCAUCGCAGGCAUAUAGACAGGGGAUUGAAGAUCUUGACAAGGAGCUGCAGUAUUUGAAGAAAGCUUUUGAGGAAGAGAAGAUCAGAUAUGAGGAGAAGCAGAGAUUGAGCUACUAGAUGCUAUUUUUAAGUGCAGUGAAACCAUAUACUUGAACGUAACUUGAACUUAAAUUGGUUAUGAGACGUUUGUGUUGGCAAGUGAUGGAUGUAACUUUUUCUAAUGUUCUCUAUCUGGAUGGUUUGAUGCUGUCUUCUAAAUCAUUAGAUAUCUAUAACUUCUAUC
Asparagus officinalis (garden asparagus) is the source of this 609-nucleotide messenger RNA. Its product is annotated as DNA-directed RNA polymerases II, IV and V subunit 11-like. NCBI's taxonomy places the organism in Eukaryota, Viridiplantae, Streptophyta, Magnoliopsida, Asparagales, Asparagaceae. Gene Ontology annotation, molecular function: DNA binding; protein dimerization activity. The record is from RefSeq and is a predicted model, not a curated record. Gene Ontology annotation, cellular component: RNA polymerase II, core complex. The transcript has 5 exons. Bases 81 to 443 code for a protein of 120 amino acids. Gene Ontology annotation, biological process: transcription by RNA polymerase II.